Messenger RNA from Conger conger (European conger), 841 nucleotides. Its product is annotated as microfibrillar-associated protein 2-like. Bases 122 to 598 code for a protein of 158 amino acids. Lineage: Eukaryota; Metazoa; Chordata; Actinopteri; Anguilliformes; Congridae. Gene Ontology annotation, cellular component: microfibril. The record is from RefSeq and is a predicted model, not a curated record. Gene Ontology annotation, biological process: embryonic eye morphogenesis. The transcript is spliced from 8 exons.
UUCCAAAAAUCGGCUGAGAGGGAACCGGGAUUUGUAUGCACAAGAGGUAACGCUGGAAAUAUUGAGAUUGGCUGAUUGCCGUCCCUCAGCUUUGGGGCCAGUCUACCUCCACAGUGUAACCAUGAGGACCAGCUGUCUAAUUCUGCUCUCUGUUCCCGUCCUACUCUUUGCACAGCAGCUUGAUGUCACAGAAGAUUUCCUCAACCAACAACCCGUGGAUAUUCCAGCGCUGGAUUCUUCAGUCCAGCAGCAGGUCAUUUUAGAACCACAGCUCGACCCUUCUCCUACUGAGAUUGAGUUUCAAACAGAACCGACUGAACCUGGACCCCUUGAUUGUCGAGAGGAGCAGUAUCCCUGCACCAGACUCUACUCGGUUCAUAAACCCUGCAGACAAUGCCUGAAGAGUCUUUGCUUCUACAGCCUACGCAGAGUGUAUGUGGUGAACAAGGAGGUGUGUGUGCGGAUGGUGUGCGCACAUGAAGAGCUGCUCCGGGCUGACUUUUGCCGUGACCAGUUUUCUCGAUGUGGCGUAGUUGCCUUGACUGGGCAGUGUGGAAUUAUGGGUAGGAGCUGCCUGAAGAGCUGCAGAAGCUGUUAAGGCUGCAGGAGGUAGAGAGAGAUGAGACCUGUGCAUCAGAAUCCAGUCCUCAAACCCCUGCCUCUCACUUUACUCCUCUCUCCCAGAACACAGCCCCACUCUCCAUAUAUUUCAAUCUUCUGUCUCUCUUCUCCACCUUCCUCCAACUCAAGUGUAUAGAAAUAUAUAUUAUACUCAUAUCUAAAUGUAUAUUUUAGUGGCCGCACGUCACUGACAUUAAGCACCAGUCAUUCAGCUUCACAU